CGUGGGAUUGGGAUGUCUGGGAGAGAGAUGAUCUUGAACAGAUUUCGCCGGGCAGCACCUCCCACGCAAAACCGAUAUAAAUUGUAAAAUCACACACAUACUUACCACCCGAUAUCCAGUGCUAUACAUGCCAGCUACAUCCUACCAGCAUAGCCCAACGAUGAGCGGCUUGCCGCGAACGAGAAUAUCAUUGCUCUACAUGUUUCUUCUUUUACCGGCUUUUUCUUAUCACGAAAUGGUGAACGGCGUCUUAGGAUUCGGAGUGGCACCGGGAACCCUCUGGUUCGGGAUUAUUACUUCUGCCUUGUAUUGAACUUCAGCUGGGUCACAAUGAGCGGUACAAGCCUUGC
Ilyonectria robusta is the source of this 350-nucleotide messenger RNA. RefSeq lists its product as uncharacterized. The record is from RefSeq and is a predicted model, not a curated record. Bases 128 to 313 code for a protein of 61 amino acids. The transcript has a single exon. NCBI's taxonomy places the organism in Eukaryota, Fungi, Ascomycota, Sordariomycetes, Hypocreales, Nectriaceae.